AUGGCUAUGUCCGGAGAUCUCGAGCGCGUCCCUUCAUCUCCACCUAAGCUUCCGCCAUCCAGCUCAGCUACUCUAUCUGCAAGCUCGUCUUCUGCAAGCUCAUCCCCUGCUCCAUCACGAUCAGCGCCUCUUCAACACCUCGUGCAAACCCCCGCGCACCUUCCAGGCAAUAUGGAGGCCCUACAGAUGGCCAAGCGCUCCACAGAAGUCAUCAAAUUCGCAAGAAUGGAGCGCGCACGCCAAGCUCGCAUCUACUCGCAAACCCGCGGUAUAAUGCGUGUACGCACAGAGAAGAUGUUCGCGCACGCCUCGCGCGACUACCAGCGACAUCAGUACGCUCCAACGCAGCGCACAGAGUCCGCAUUGCGUAGGCGUCGCUAUAGUGUCGACGUCAGUACUGGCGUUGAAAAGCGUAAGGCAAAAAAAAUAUGCAAGCUCAACGAGAAGGCUGAACAACAAACCCUCGAACUCAUCACACCCUCCAGUUCAGUCCUUCCCUUCCCCAAACCCCGCCGUUACAUCGAGCUCAACAAGUUCUGGCACUGCCCAGUUCCUUUCGACGACGCGAACUACUUUUACGUCGAUGGGAAUCCAAUCACCAACAAGCAAUUCCUCAACAUCACGUGCACCUCUGGCAUGGACUCGUACCUGGAAGAUAAUGCCCUGGACAUGACGCUCAACACGCUCUCUAUUGACAAGAACUGCGCUAGCAACGGCAUCCAGAUCGCAACCUCAAUUGAAGCGCAGGUGUGCGCCUACCGUGAUCCAGCGGGUAAAGAGGCAUAUGCCCGGGCCUUUGGCGAUAAGAAGUGGAUCUUCCUCCCCGUCAACGACGCCAUUGGAGAACCCAAGGACGUCGAAUUGAUGGGUGCCCACUGGUCGCUUGUCGCGCUGGACCGCGUGCACAAGCGCAUGCACUACUACGACUCGGCGUUCAUGGCAGACGUCCGGUUUUGGGAGGCCGCGUGCUUUGUCGCGCAGGGCAUGUUGACCAUGCUGGACGAGAACGUGCAAGAAUGGGAGUUCUACCGUGAAUGGCAGACUCCAAACCAGUUCCGCGACAAUCAGUUUCGAGACGCGGAGGGAAACUGCGCAGAUGACGGUGCCUGCGGGCCGUUCGUUUGGAGCAUGACAGCUACGUUGACUGAUCAUAUUCUGCAAGCCCAGUGGGCUGGCCAGGAGGAUAGCUGCUCCUUGGGUCUGGACACAUACCAGGACUUCCCUGCGCGGUGGGGAAGUUGGUGGCACUCGCAACAUAUACGCAAGACGAUCCAGAACCGCAUCGACGGCCGAACUUCUGGACGCGCCUCUGCUUGGCUUUAA
Molecule: messenger RNA, 1323 nt
Organism: Boeremia exigua
Lineage: Eukaryota; Fungi; Ascomycota; Dothideomycetes; Pleosporales; Didymellaceae
Exons: 3
Coding region: 1-1323 (440 amino acids)
Source: RefSeq, a predicted model, not a curated record